GGGAGCGCGCACGGCGUGUGUGCGGGGACCUCCGGGAAACCCGGCUCCGUGAGGGCAAGGGCGCCGUGUCCCCGGGAGAGUUUCCCGGUGGAAGUGACCGAGCUGCGGUGGCCAUCGGCAACCAAGACCGGCAAAGAUGGACGAAAAGGCAAAGAAGGGGCAGAUUGACAGCACACAUGGAAGACCAUCUUCCCCCAGCAGUUAACUCUUGGGUGCUUCUACCAAGUUUGAGUCCCCUACUUCAGCCCUCCCUGCUAAUCCUGCCCACCAGCUCUGAGCAUCCAGCAUCCUGAAGGGCCUGUUCCAUGGGCCUGCUGCUCACAGGCCCCUUGAAUUGGCACAAGCUGUAUCCCAUUGCUCAGGGAGACCGCCAGUCACCCAUCAACAUCAUAUCGAGCCAGGCUGUGUACUCACCCAGCCUGCAGCCACUGGAGCUUUCCUAUGAAACCUGCACAUCCCUCAGCAUCACCAACAAUGGCCAUUCUGUCCAGGUAGACUUCAAUGACAGUGAUGAUCGAACAGUGGUGACUGGGGGCCCCCUGGAAGGGCCCUACCGCCUCAGGCAGUUCCACUUCCACUGGGGAAAGAAGCAUGACGCAGGCUCAGAGCACACUGUGGACGGCAAGUCGUUCCCCAGCGAGCUACAUCUAGUUCACUGGAAUGCCAAGAAGUAUAGCACCUUUGGAGAGGCAGCCUCAGCACCCGAUGGCCUGGCUGUGGUUGGUGUCUUCCUGGAGACAGGGGAUGAGCACCCCAGCAUGAAUCGUCUGACGGAUGCACUCUACAUGGUUCGGUUUAAGGGCACCAAGGCCCAGUUCAGCUGCUUCAACCCCAAGUGCCUCCUGCCCACCAGCCGGCACUACUGGACCUACCCAGGCUCCCUGACCACACCCCCUCUCAGUGAGAGUGUCACCUGGAUUGUACUCCGAGAGCCCAUCAGCAUCUCUGAGAGGCAGAUGGAGAAGUUCCGGAGCCUACUUUUCACCUCGGAGGAUGAUGAGAGGAUCCACAUGGUGAACAACUUCCGGCCACCACAACCCCUGAAGGGCCGCGUGGUCAAAGCCUCCUUCCGGGCCUGAGCUGCCCACCUGCCCAGCUGGCCAUAAGGGCACCAUCUUCCCAAGGGCUUCCAUGUCAGCAGACACCAAACCAUCUGAGGCUCCCUGCCUGGGGGUACUGUGGACCCCCUUUCAGCCGACUUGCUCCUUGACUACUCUGGAGUGUUUUUGAUGGGACCCUGGAGUUGAGGGCACCCUUCUGCUGCCCUGGGGACCAGAAGAACAGGAGCUGAGCAGGACCCAAGCCUGGGCUGCCUCUGCUCUCUAAGACCCAAAGGCCCCUGGGAACCUUCUCUCGUCUUCCCCACUGGCAGUGGCAGCAGCCCCACCCUGAGCUCACACUGUGAUGGACAAGACCGAGCUCCCCAGGGUCAGGCAGCUGGCACUGCCAGAAAGACUCAAGCAAUAAUUAGAGGUGGGCAGAGCUGCCCUCUCGGCAUUACCUCUACUGCAGGCCUCUGCCAGGCACACACCUCACUGCCAGGCCAUUUAAUCAGCAUCCAGUCUGCUGGAGGUGACAUGGCCUUCUCCUUCCAGCCAUCUGCUGCCACGGGCAGGCCCUGGCUAUAGCUUAUACACUAUCUCCUCUUGUCCCCACCCAGCCAUCAAAGCCACCUACGUGAUAACCCAUCAUGUAUUAAUUAAUAAACUCAU
Molecule: messenger RNA, 1712 nt
Organism: Sciurus carolinensis (gray squirrel)
Lineage: Eukaryota; Metazoa; Chordata; Mammalia; Rodentia; Sciuridae
Gene: Ca7
Product: carbonic anhydrase 7
Exons: 8
Coding region: 306-1079 (257 amino acids)
Biological process (GO): regulation of intracellular pH
Cellular component (GO): cytoplasm
Molecular function (GO): zinc ion binding; carbonate dehydratase activity
Source: RefSeq, a predicted model, not a curated record